AUGCGUCCGGGGGAUAUUUUUAGUUUCAGAGUCAGUCACAUCACAACUCAAUUUUUGCUUGCCACCUUCCUGCUGGCUUCGGUGUCUUUUACCUUAAUGACCGAACAAAUGAACAUGCAGCCACAACGAGACGUCUUCUAUGAUCCGGCAGAAUUGCAGAAACAGCCAGUUGUUAUUGUUGUGGGUGGUGGUCUUGCCGGGUUGUCUGCUGCCAUCGAGGCCACCGCCUGCGGAGCCCAAGUCAUCCUGCUGGAGAAGGAACCGAGGGUUGGUGGCAACAGCGCCAAGGCAACGUCCGGCAUCAAUGGCUGGGGCACACGCGCACAGGCAGAGCAGGAUGUCUAUGACAGCGGGAAGUACUUUGAGCGCGACACGCACAAAUCGGGUCUCGGUGGCAGCACCGACCCCGGUCUGGUGCGCACACUCUCCGUAAAGAGCGGGGAUGCCAUUUCUUGGCUUUCGUCGCUUGGCGUUCCCCUGACAGUGCUUUCGCAGCUUGGUGGGCACAGCCGCAAGCGCACGCACCGUGCCCCCGAUAAGGCCGACGGCACUCCUGUGCCCAUUGGCUUCACCAUCAUGCAAACGCUUGAGCAGCACAUCCGCACGAAGCUGACGGAUCGCGUGACGAUCAUGGAAAACACUACUGUCACUUCGCUGCUGAGCAAAUCCCGGGUGCGCCAUGAUGGUGCCAAACAGGUGAGGGUGUACGGCGUGGAAGUACUGCAGGACGAGGGGGUGGCAUCAAGGAUACUGGCGGAUGCCGUCAUUCUCGCCACCGGCGGCUUUUCAAAUGACAAGACGCCCAACUCGCUUCUCCAGGAGUUUGCGCCGCAGUUGUCCGGCUUCCCUACAACCAAUGGACCGUGGGCCACGGGUGACGGCGUCAAGCUUGCACGCGAGCUGGGGGUGAAGCUUGUCGACAUGGACAAGGUACAACUUCACCCGACAGGCCUCAUCGACCCGAAAGACCCCGCAAACCCGACCAAGUACCUUGGCCCGGAGGCGCUGCGUGGGUCGGGCGGCGUCCUGCUAAACAAGAAGGGUGAGCGGUUUGUCAAUGAGCUUGACCUCCGUUCCGUGGUCUCCAACGCCAUCAUUGAGCAGGGAGACGAAUACCCCGAUUCAGGCGGUAGCAAGUUUGCCUUCUGUGUGCUCAAUGACGCAGCGGUGAGGCUCUUCGGCGUGAAUUCCCACGGCUUUUAUUGGAAGCGCCGUGGUCUUUUUGUAAAGGCUGACACAGUGGAAGAGCUUGCGGCACUCAUUGGAUGCCCUGUGGAGAAUGUGCGGAAUACGCUGGGGGACUACGAGCAGCUCUCAAAAGAAAACCGUCAAUGCCCCAAGACUCGCAAGGUUGUCUACCCGUGUGUGGUGGGACCGCAGGGUCCCUUUUAUGUUGCCUUUGUGACGCCGUCGAUCCACUACACAAUGGGCGGCUGCCUCAUUUCGCCCUCGGCAGAGAUGCAGUUGGAAGAAAACACGACCUCCCCCUUUGGCCACCGCCGUCCCAUUUUUGGCUUGUUUGGUGCGGGCGAGGUGACGGGCGGGGUGCAUGGCGGAAACCGGCUUGGUGGCAAUUCGCUGCUGGAAUGCGUCGUCUUUGGCCGCAUUGCUGGGGAUCGUGCCGCGACUAUCCUGCAGAAUAAUGACACUUACCUCUGGGGCGAGAAGUGGUCUCAGCUGAAGCUGCGGAAUGUCGUGGAAGAAGAGAAUGGAUUUAUGUGGUUGCACUUCACUUUCCCAAGCAGUUUUCAAGUUUCUGGAUUGGAAGUCUUACAGGGGGUGGUGUUGCGUUCUGUCUCCGGUGAUAAAAGUGUGGAAGUUUAUACUCCAUAUACUUUACCUGACGAUGAGGGUGUUGUGGGCAUUGCGUUGAGUCCAUUGCUCACUGGGAAUGGGGUGCAUUGGUUGCGUACACUGCAGCCGGGGGAUACGGUGGAAAUGAAAGCUGCUGAACGGGUGGAUCGCGGUUAUAUGAAUAUGCUGAAUGCUCCACAUAAAGUUGUCAUCGCCACCUCUCGCGGGAUUGCUCCCAUGAUGCAAAUCCUUCGGGCCGCCAUGGAAGGGCCGGAGAAGGAUACAACCAUUCAUUUAAUUUACAUUGCGGAUCGAGCAUCUUCCAUUCCUCAUCGUGAAAAGCUGAAGGCGUUGGCGGAGGCAUCCCCUGAACGAUUCCGGUGUACAUUUGUUCUGCAGCACCCACAGCCCGGGUGGUCGGGUGCUGUGAACUAUGUGGACGAGGUUGCUGCAUCCGUGUUUCCCGACCCCGCACUCGUCAUCUUUCUCUGUGGUGCCAGCGAAGAGACAAGGUCUAUAAAGAGCUCUCUUCUUGACAUGGGGCACGAUGUCGCCACCAUCGCGACUGUAGAAUAG
This is a messenger RNA of Trypanosoma cruzi, 2370 nucleotides long. Its product is annotated as NADH-dependent fumarate reductase, putative. The record is from RefSeq and is a predicted model, not a curated record. The transcript has a single exon. NCBI's taxonomy places the organism in Eukaryota, Euglenozoa, Kinetoplastea, Trypanosomatida, Trypanosomatidae. Bases 1 to 2370 code for a protein of 789 amino acids. Gene Ontology annotation, molecular function: FMN binding; oxidoreductase activity.